Stylophora pistillata is the source of this 1578-nucleotide messenger RNA. RefSeq lists its product as uncharacterized. The record is from RefSeq and is a predicted model, not a curated record. NCBI's taxonomy places the organism in Eukaryota, Metazoa, Cnidaria, Anthozoa, Scleractinia, Pocilloporidae.
UGGGCAAAUAUUUCUAGGACUCUCCACUCUGCAGUAAAGUCAACUACGUCCUUUACAUUGCAUCCAAAUGUUACUGGCAUGGUAGGAACUUCACAGGUGGCUUGCCUUUGCCCAGUUCUGAAUGAAAACCUUUUAGCUUCAAAACUCCACUCAUUGGCUGUCAACAUCUUGGGAGAGUUAGACUGCAGUGGAGCAAAUGAUCUUUGCAAAGGACUGAUAGCCUCAUCAGUUUCUUGUGUCACUUUGAAUUUUAAGGAAAGAGUAACUGAUAAUGUUGCUAACUGUCUUUUUAAGCACUUGAACAAACUCAAAACCCUUUCAAAGUUGACUAUUAGUAUUCAGGGGGAGCUGAUGGGGGACGGAAAGAACACUCUUGAAAGGCUAUCACGCAACCAAACAUAUCUAUUUGCAUUAAAUGUUAGUGACUCAUAUUCAGGCGACAAGAUUUGCAGAGAAGUUGGUUUAUCUGCUGAUGAUUCCUCGUCACUUACACCUGUACUUACCAAAGUUAAGGAUGGCUGUGUAACAAAGCUUAGUGUGAGCGUUAACAACCCUGACAGCAUCAGUGGAGACUGGGGAUCCACUCUCUGUGAGGGUUUGGCAAAAAGUGAGUCUUUAACUACAUUAAGUCUGACAUUUAACAACAGUUCCUUUAUUAACAACAUGGAUGCUCUGUGGGAUGCUGCGGCAAAAAACAAGUCAUUAACUACACUGAGCCUUACACUCAACAGCUACAAUGAGUAUGUGAUGAGUGAACCCAUGCCCUGUGGUCUGAGUGAUGGUUUGGCAAAAAACUCAUCAUUAACUACACUGAGCCUUACCCUCAACGACUGCUGGAUAUGGGAGAAAAUGGUGGCCGAUGAUCUGAGUGACGGUUUGGCAAAAAACACAUCACUAACUACCCUGAGUCUUACAUUCAACAUCCAGAGUGACUUGAUUAGCGACAAACCUGUGAUGCAUUAUCUGAGUGACAUGUUGGCUAAGAACACGUCACUAACUACACUGAGCCUUACACUCAACAACUACUGUGCCAGUGGCUGGGAGGAAUGCUUGAUGUCUGAUCUGAGUGAGGGGUUGACUGAUAACAUGUCAUUAACUACACUGAGCCUUACACUCAACAACUACAGGCACUUUAUGGGAUGCAUGAUCUCUCAUCUGAAUGAGGGGUUGAUGAAAAACAUGUCAUUAACUACCCUGAUCCUUACACUCAACAACUACAGGAACUUUAGGGGAUGCAUGAUCUCUGCUCUGAGUUACGGGUUGACAAAAAACAAGUCAUUAACUACACUGAGCCUUACACUCAACAGCUACUAUGCCAGGGACUUUGAGGGAGGCUCGAUGUCUGGUCUGAGUGACUGGUUGACAAAAAACAUGUCAUUAACUACACUGAGCCUUACACUCAACAACUACAGGGACUUUAAGGGAUACAUGAUCGAUGGUGUGAGUGACUGGUUAGCACAAUACAUGUCAUUAACUACACUGAGCCUUACAAUCAACAACUACUCUUCCUUUGAUGGAGACCUGACCGAUGGUCUAAUUGAUGGUUUGGCGAAUAUCAAGUCAUUAACCACCCUUAGU